Messenger RNA from Anoplophora glabripennis (Asian longhorned beetle), 528 nucleotides. RefSeq lists its product as uncharacterized. The record is from RefSeq and is a predicted model, not a curated record. Bases 124 to 432 code for a protein of 102 amino acids. The transcript is spliced from 4 exons. Lineage: Eukaryota; Metazoa; Arthropoda; Insecta; Coleoptera; Cerambycidae.
ACUAUUUAAAAAGAGUGACAUAACUUGGCCUUCCGAACGCCACAGGCGUAACUUUUUAUAUUGCAUUUUUAUAUUGAUAUAUAAAAUGUUGAACAAUAAAUUGCUGCUAAAUCUAAAACAUAAAUGUGGGUGGUCAUAAAAUUAUUUCUUAAAUUCUACAUCGCUUUUUUGUCGAGUACUAAUGUGUGCACAGCUUUCAACGCAAUCAGAAUGAGAACUAUUUUUAUUAUAUUUACCCUCAUGAUCGUUGGUGUGACAUUCUCAUCCGCUAUAGGCAACAUACCUCUGCCUCCUCCGUUUCCAACCCCAGGUAAACCACCAAGAGCUGGAGUGGCACAUGUGGAGGAUCCUCUUGAAAAACGACAAUUCGGCAGUAGUCGAAUUGAUUUAAGAUCUGCGGCACAUACGUGUAAGAGUACGCAACUGAAAUAAAAAAUUAAAAUAAAAUAUUGUUAUUUAAUUGUUUAAUUCUAGUACAAUUUCAAGAGAGAACAUUCUAUAUUUUAAAUAAUAAUAAUAUUGAUAUUA